AUGGCGGAUUUCUCCAAGGAAUCUUGCCCUUCUGUGAAGAACAUUUUGCUUCUGGAUUCUGAAGGAAAGCGUGUUGCUGUAAAGUAUUUCUCAGAUGAUUGGCCGACUAAUGCAUCAAAGUUAGCCUACGAAAAAUCUGUUUUUACUAAAACUCUGAAGACAAAUGCACGGACAGAAGCUGAGAUAACAUUGUUUGAUGGUUAUAUUGUCGUUUACAAGUUUGUACAUGACCUUCACUUUUUUGUCACCGCUGGAGAUGAUGAGAAUGAACUAAUUUUAGCAAGUGUACUACAUGGUUUUUCUGAUUCUGUUGGUCUUCUACUCAGGGGUGAUGUUGAGAAGCGGACUGCUCUUGAGAACUUGGAUUUGAUACUUCUCUGCAUCGAUGAAAUCAUAGAUGGGGGAAUCAUCCUGGAAACAGACGCAAAUACCAUUGCUGGGAAGGUCGCAACCAAUGCUGUUGAUGGUUCUGUGCCCUUUUCUGAGCAGACGAUAUCUCAGGCCCUAGCCACAGCUAGGGAGCACCUUGCAAGAUCUCUACUGAAAUGA
This is a messenger RNA of Miscanthus lutarioriparius, 549 nucleotides long. The record is from the annotation of a GenBank genome assembly. NCBI's taxonomy places the organism in Eukaryota, Viridiplantae, Streptophyta, Magnoliopsida, Poales, Poaceae.